Molecule: messenger RNA, 696 nt
Organism: Caenorhabditis bovis
Lineage: Eukaryota; Metazoa; Nematoda; Chromadorea; Rhabditida; Rhabditidae
Source: the annotation of a GenBank genome assembly
AUGGUCAAAGGUUGCGGCAAUAAAUGCAUCAAGUACUUCUUCUGGCUUCUCAACUUUCUGUUCUUCGUUCUUGGAGGAAUCAUUCUUGGGCUUUCUAUCUGGCUCCGUAUUGACUCAAGUUCAUUGACAAAUGUAGCGAAUUCGGUUCAAUUAGAUGUUCGGUUUUUGGAGAAUUUCUACUACUUGCUCUAUGUUACGAUUGGUAUUGGUGCGGCUCUUCUGAUCCUUGGAUUCUUUGGAUGCUGCGGAAGCUGCUGCGAAAGUGUAUGCACGAUUUCAAUCUACUUCAUCCUCGUUCUCAUUCUGUUCGUUGUCGAGAUUGUCGCCGUUGUUCUUUAUUUUGUUAACAAGCAACAGCUUUUCGAAGGUUUCUCCACGAUCUUCCGCAACGAGUUCGUGGCUCAUUAUAACACUAACGCCAAUAUUCAACAAAUUCUCGAUCAAAUCCAAAGAAAUAUGCAAUGCUGCGGAGCAUUUGGAUGCAAUGACUAUCUUAGCUUUGGAGCUUUCCCUAGUUCGUGCCAAUGCGCUACACUCACCCAGCCAGGAUGUGCUACUCAGCUUUGGAAUACUUUGGAGAGCAACUUAAUCUACGUCGGCAUCGUUGGGAUCAUCGUUCUUGUUGUUGAAAUUUUCGCAAUGAUCUUCUCUUGUGUCAUCAUUUCAGCUGUGCGAGAGAAGAGAGCCAACGCGUAA